CCCCGGGCGCGCCAUGAACUCCCGCGGCCGCGGUGAGGGGCGCUGUCGCGGCCGCGCUGCCUGUCCCGCCGGCUUGGCCUCGCUAUCCACGCGGCGGAGUCGCGGCCCCUGCGCGCCAUGAGCCCCGCGCGACCGAGCGUCCCCGCGGUGCUGCGCGUCCUUGGCGGGCGGCCCCUGCUGCUGCUGCUGCUGCUACUGAGCGCCCCGGCCGUGCGGGGUGACUGCGGCCUGCCGCCGGACGUGCCCAAUGCCCAGCCCGUGCUGGAAGGGCUUUCGCCUUUCCCCGUGCAGCACACGGUGAGGUACAAGUGUAAUGAAGGUUUCGUGAAAGUUCCGGGCAAGCCAGACUCCGCCUUAUGCCAGGAAAACAACCAGUGGUCAGAGGUGAAAGAAUUCUGUAACCGCAGCUGCAAUGACCCCCCCAGGCUGCUCUUUGCAUCCCUUGAAAAGACUUACAGCAAUCAGAACUACUUCCCAGUCGGCUCCACGGUGGACUACCAGUGCCGUCUGGGCUACAGAAGGGAACGCGACCUGUCCACAACACUCACUUGCCUUGACAAUUUAGAAUGGUCCAAACCUGCCGAGUUUUGUAAAAAAAGAGCAUGUCCUAAUCCUGGAGAGCUGCAAAAUGGCAAUGUCAAGAUAGAAACUGACCUGUUAUUUGGUUCCUUCAUCUCCCUCUCAUGUAACACAGGGUAUAAAUUGAUUGGUGCAUCUUCCAUUUACUGUGUUGUUCAGGAAAAUGGUGUUGGGUGGAGUGACCGGUUGCCACUGUGCCAAGAAAUUUCUUGUCCAGAACCUCCAAAAAUUGAGAAUGGAAUGAUUAAAGAAGAAUCUAGCAUUUAUGUAUAUAGACAGACCGUAACAUAUGAAUGCAACAGAGGCUUCACUCUGGUUGGACAGCAUUCUAUUUAUUGCGACGCAGAGAAUGAAGAAGGAGUGUGGAGCGGCCCAGCUCCCGAGUGCAGAGGAAGACAUGUACCUCCCAAGCCUCCACCAGAAGUUCAGGAAUCUACAACAGUUCCGUCAGCUCAGAAGCCAACCAAAGUAAUUGUUCCAGCCACACAGGGUGUACCUGUUCCCAGGGCAACCACACGUGUGUACACGACAGGCACGACCAAAGGCAAAGGAAGCUCGCCUGCAGGUGCUGCCUAUCUUAUAUCUGCCUUGUUCCUGCUCCAGGGUCAUUUCAGGACGGCUGCAGAUCCUUUGGCCAAUGACUCGAGUGUCGCUGCGUGCCCACUGUCUCAGGGCUCCCCUCUAGGGCCUCAGUCAUCAUGGCCAGCCCCCCCGUAUUUCGUGGGUGACCAGAAACCGUUCCCGGACCAUUCCCGAUUUCUCUGCUAGCCCAAAGAAUACCGAGGGCUUCCAUCAGCUCCACCCUGCUGUUCUCCCCUUCCUGUUAAUGAUCUGAAGCAAAGUUGUCUUAAGGAAAAGUAUUCUGUGGUAGACAGGAGGCCCCAAACGUACCUGUGCCGCAGUGUCUCCCAGCGUUUGGUCCAGUCUUGAUUUGUCCUAGACAUCUUGUCUGAUAUGUGAUGCCUUAACAAGAUUAAGGAACUCCUUUGUUUGCCAAGGAGCACUGUGGCAGAGUUGGUUUACGGAUAAGUCCAAUAGAAUAUAUACUUUUAUUAAAAAGUGUUUAACAUUUUAUACUUAUAAGUAAACUCCCUUAUGCAUGCCAAGGAGUACUACAACUGAAACAGAUAUUAUAUUUCUAUUCUUACUACUAUUAUUAUUUAUUAUGGUUUCUUUAUAUUUUGAAUGAACCUCUCCUAAGCUAAUCUUGAAAGAUUCCAACAGUUGGAAUUCACUUUGUUCAUUCUAUAUUUUAAAUAGAAAUAAAUGCAUUCUAAAUGAAGAUCACAUGCUUUAAUGGUUUAAUGCGUACACAAGGGGUGAGUUUCAUAGAGGAGUUUUCUCACGCCCACCCGCUGACUUUGGAAGUUUCAAGUGCUAUUUUUUUCCCUUAACCUCUUGAAGCAUAGAUUUCCCAGGAAACAUUUUUCCCACGGUCGGUUGUAAUUCCAGCUUGGGUCCAAAGGAAAGAGGAACUCCUUCCUACUUAAAUCAGACAUACAGCAUAUUUUGGGUAACCUUAAACUUUAAAGAUAUAAACCUGAAAAUUAUCUUUAUUUCUUAAGUUUAUUCUAUGAAUCCAGUCAGUUUGUUACUUCACAGCUAGGUAACCUCUGUGCAAUGAGAUUGCUUUUGUUGAUUUCACUGUAGUGCAAGUAGAUGCUGCGGGUCAUGCUAGAGUUUUCUAAUCCUUUGACAUUUUCCUUUUGCCUUCCACUGAAAAAGAGAGAUUGGUUCAUCCUCACGGAACUCCCAGUGUUACCUUAAAACGAUGCUGCUGUUGCGAAUUUAAAGAUGCUUUCCCGCUGGUUCUGUAUCCGUAUUUCUCAGUUUUCUUUCCAUUCCUGCCUCUUCCUACAGAGAACAUUUUUAGGCAUUUUAUUCCUCACCCUUCCUCUGUGAGAUUGAAAUUGCACACAUACACUAGAAAUCUGUUUGUUCAUUUGAAGCGCGUAUCUCCAUCUGAGCUUUAGACAUUAAAGGAGAGUGAAUUUUUUCACCUUGGGGUGACGUCAGCCCGGUUGAGAAUACGUCCUCUGUGUAAUGCUUUUGUCUUUGUUUUUUAAAGGCAGCGUCAUCUAGAAAGACCUGGUGCCUCGGAGUCCGUCCGAGCUCAGUUUGAAUCCCAAGUUUCUCGUUGAGUAAUUAUGCAGCCCACGUGAUCAGCUUGAGCUCCGUGAGUCCCAGGUUCUCGUUUGGGGGCUGGAGAUCACGAUCGCUGGUUCAGGUCUUGGACGCUCAGUGCGAUAAUGGGUCCACAAGCUCCUAGCUCCGUGCCGGAGGCCGAGUGACGAGCAGCGGUCAUCGCAUGCGGUCACUCUUAUUUUCCCAAGAGAAGCUUCUGUUCGGGUGACCGUUCUCCUGGCCACCCCAGAGAGUAGGCUACAGGUGGUACUUGCAUGGCUGGGUGGCAGUUGCUGUAUUGAGAUUUGGAGGUGCACUGUUCCCCUUUGCCUCUCACAGCGAUCCUGCAGCGUAGGCUUUAGCUGUGACAACUGGUGUUUUGUCGAUUGGUCAGUUGCCCAGGGGCCCUGAGACAGCAGUCGGUGGGAAGAUGCUCAUCCUAGUGACAGGGUGACGGCUGGCACAAGUGAGUUAGACUAGUGAGCUGUGUGUGUGUAGAUUUCAAACACCUUUUGCAACAGAAUAGACUGACUUUUUUGGUUGUAUCAUAACCAGGUUUUUUAUUUCAAAAAUCCUGUAUUUAAUGGCUCAUUGGGCACACUCCGGAUCAUCUCGGGUCACAAUGCAUCGGAUGUGAGUCGCACAUUUGGAGAAAUAUUAGGCCCCAUUUUCCACAGGCUUUUUGACAUCUGCUCAUAGCCCUGAUUCUCUAAAAAUUCUGCAGUUCUUUUCUCUCCGUUAGCGAGAUCUUAUAUUGUGACAAUCAUAAACCCCUCACAAGGAUAAGGAAGGAAUAGUCAAGAAAAAGAGUGGACAGUGAGAGAGAGAGACAGAGAGAAAGGUCUUCCCUUUGCCGUUGGUUCACCCUCCAAUGGCCACCGCGGCUGGCGCACAGCGCAGAUCCGAAGGCAGGAGCCAGGUGCUUAUCCUGGUCUCCCAUGCGGGUGCAGGACCCAAGCACUUGGCCAUCCUCCACUGCACUCCUGGGCCACAGCAGAGAGCUGGCCUGGAAGAGGGGCAACCGGGACAGAAUCCGGCGCCUCAACCGGGACUAGAACCCGGUGUGCCGGCGCCGCAAGGCGGAGGAUUAGCCUAGUGAGCCACAGUGCCGGCGAAAAAGAGAAUUCUUAAAGUAUUUUUCCAUCUACUUGAACGUGGCACAUGUUGCAGCUUAGCCCAACUCUAAGUGUACUUGAAUCUGAAGUCAGUCUGUGAAAUGCAUAAGGGGCUAGUAGAGGAUUCUUCUCUGUGUCUUAGCAGACGUGUCGUUACAUGUGACGGCGAUUGCAGUUACUUACCUGAUACUCAGGUAAUGUAGUUCAGGAUAUGUUACAGGGUCCUGUGGAUCUGGAACAGGAAGUGUGUGAAUUUCUUUUAUUUAAAACAUUUGAAAGAGUACAGAGACAUAGAAAAUCUCAAGAUAACCCAGUCAAUUAGGGGCCCCUGUGGAUGUCGGGAGGAGGUGGUGUUGAACCUGCGUUUGUAAAUCAGAGAGUGUAAAAUAUACCCAAGUGCGUUCUUGUCCCAUCUCCAGAAGUCUUUUCCAGCGUGCUGUCCCUUGUGCACAGGCCUUGUCGUCUGGUACGUUAAAACAGGGUUAUAGGUAAGAACAGAAGCCACCCACAGCCUUCGCAGCUGUCCGUAACGGUAAUGCUAGGCGAGUGAGACCUUUGGAAGCCUUGUCAGCCCCCAUCUCUUCAGGAAGAGAGACAGGCCUCCCUGAAUUCACGCCAGCGCCUGGAAGUAGGAUUCUGCCUCAGGUUCUCUGGGAGUGGAGACGAUACUUUGAUCAGUGUGUUGCCCAUCUCAUAUAGAUUUUCAUAUUUUUAUUAAAAAUCAUGUUCGCAUGCUCUGGCUUGACUCUGGAGUUAGAAAUCAGGUUUUCUCUGGCAGUGAAUUGUUUGUCUUUCCCUUUUUUGGUCUAACUUUUCUCAUCUGCAGCAACAGGUAUCAUUCAGUGUAAUUUGCUAGUAUGUACUGCCUGCUUCCGUGGUCUGCCAGCCACCGUGCUGAUGACUGAAGGGGACCAGUGAGGACAGGUCGCGAUGGCUUCAGCGCUUCCUGUAGUACUGUGUGUACACAUGGGAAUCUCACUAAAUACUCCUUUUUGUUAAAGAAACAUGCCUUCUAGACUUAACUUGAUUUUCCUAUCUACAGUUCUUCAGUUGAAUGACCAGGACAUUUUAAUCAUGAUUAUAACUUCAUACAUAAUUUCAUACUUCAUUUUUGCCAAGUUGUGUGAAUCUUACGUUAACACUGAUUCACCUUUGGAUUUUUUCUGAGUUUUGAGGAUUUUUUCUGAGUUUUGAGGUCACAGAGUACUGCCCAUAUGCCUGAAAGUUUUGUUGGUUUCUAAUUUGGGAGAGAAUAUGCACUUAUUAAUUUACUAAGAAGAUGUGUUGAAUUUUAUUUCUCAUAUUCCUGUGUUUUGCUUUGAUUUUCUGUUAAUUCAUACAGCCUCCGCAAACUUUCUCUAGAAUUACAAAUGUCUAUUGACCAGUGUUCUUGGAAUAGUCUUUUACUUGUGUCAUCCAGGUUCCUCAAUACUUUUGAGUGGAUUGUCUGUCUUCAUUUGUCAUUUAAAUUGAAAAUGAGAUAUUAUAAGUGAUGAGACUAAUAGGAACUAGUGAAGGGAAGAAGAGCUCCAAAUUUUGAAGAGCUGUGAGUUAUUUUGUGGAUAAUCUUUCUAAGCCAACGACACAGUGCUAAGAGAGCAACUUAAAAAAAUGGAUUGGGUAAAAUACUCUAAAAAUGUACCUGUUAUGGAAGUAGGUUUUUUUUAAAGUCUUGCAUCCGUUUGGCAUAGUCUGUAUUUUGUUGAUUUAAGUCUCAUUAGCUUCAGUUCCUUCACCAAUGUCAGCUGUAAUGUCCUCUGUAGUAGAGAUCAAAAGAGUAGACUUGAAAACACUGCAGGUGGAGGCGGAGAUGGGGGAAGGGGGCGGGACAAGGGGGAACCGAGUGGUUUAGAGAAGUAAAAUCGUCUGAAAAACAAGUUGUAAACUUGAUUGAUUGGCUGCUGGCCAGCUUUCUUGGCCAAUUAAUUGCUGCUGUUCAGCUCAAAAUAAUGUCUUUAAUCUUAAAAGUAAACACAACAAUGAAAUGUCAUGAGUGAUGGAUUGAACCUGGAAGGCACACUCCACAGGCGUGGUGAAUGUAUUUCACCCUGCAGUCUACCUUGAUGGGGAAAUGGCUGCUCUCUACUAUGAACUCAGUAGAAGGCCUUCCCACUAACCACACGGGCAGCCGCCACCUCUCUGAGACCCACUGACACACCUACAACGUGAGCGUGAACGCCACAAUACCUGCUAGGUCUAAAAUUUCAUCUGAUCAUCGUGUUCGAGUGAUCAGGGAUCAAAACGUUGAACAUUGAGCAUGGUUAGGCUUAGACUCUGAAAUCCCCUCAAAUGUGUCAAAAGGUUGUGUUUGAAUGUUGUGACACUUUAAACAUGUUCUUUCUUUCAAAGAAAAUAGGGCAAGUAACAUGCAGUGUUUAUGGUCAAACUUCGAAUGGAAGAAAGCCGUGGGCAAAAUGCAGCUCACGUCUUCUCCUCCAGUUUGCUUUUCAACCAGUGUGUAUCUUACUGUGACCCCGCAGUGUACAUGUAUGUUAUUGCUUGUAUUUCUAUUAACUGUGUUACCACGUUUUUCCCCU
Messenger RNA from Oryctolagus cuniculus (rabbit), 6355 nucleotides. RefSeq names its product CD55 molecule (Cromer blood group) (gene CD55). NCBI's taxonomy places the organism in Eukaryota, Metazoa, Chordata, Mammalia, Lagomorpha, Leporidae. The record is from RefSeq and is a predicted model, not a curated record.